Molecule: messenger RNA, 4595 nt
Organism: Monodelphis domestica (gray short-tailed opossum)
Lineage: Eukaryota; Metazoa; Chordata; Mammalia; Didelphimorphia; Didelphidae
Source: RefSeq, a predicted model, not a curated record
AAAGAGAGGUUUUAGGACCCUGAGGCGGCGCCGCCUGAGCCGACCGCGGUAUCUCGGCCGCCUAGCUCCCUGCUCCCUCUCCAGCAGGUGAAUUGAAUUUGGCCGUCCCCUCCCCCCGGGCGGGCCAUGGCUCCCGGGUGCCCCAGGCUCCUGCCCCUGGGGACCGGUCCCGGGGUCUGGGCUUCCUCCCGGGCCGCGCCCUGCCCCUCGGCCGCCGCCCUCUCUCUCGCCCGCCCCCCCGGGGCUGGGUGCGCAGUGAAAUGCGGUUUGGCUUUGCGCGUAAAGGGAACGAGACCAGAAGUUAGGAGAUCGCGGAGGGGGGAGCCGCGCAAGCAGCCUCUGCCGCUUCCUGCCGCCCCCACCCCCUCCCCAGCCCCAGCCCUCGGGCCCCGGCCUGGCCGCCCGCAGCCUGACUUCCUUCGCCCCGCCCGGCUGCGCUCCGCCGCUCCCCGGGGGCCCGCCUGGACGGGACGCCCGUGGUGCCCAGGGUCCCCCAACUGUCAGCCACCGGCCUCGGGCACCAUGGAUUGAGCGCUUGGAGCCGCCGAGACACCCAUCUGCCAGAGCUACUACCCCUGGGCACCCCUGCCGGCAGGUCUGGAGCCCCCACCUCCUGGAAAGCUGGAUUUCGGAGCCUGGAGGCGUCUGGCGGGCUGGGUGGGCAGCACCAUGGGCAACGCGGCGGGCAGCGGGGAUCACCCCCCGGCUCCUGCCACCCUGCCCCACAAGCAGCCUGCAGCCCCGAAGCAGCCGAUGCCCGGGGCCGGAGAGCUAGAGGAGAGGUUUAACCGCGUCCUGAACUGCAUGAACCUGCCGCCGGACAAGAUCCAGCUCCUGAGUCAGUAUGACAGUGAGAAAAAGUGGGAGCUGAUCUGUGACCAGGAGCGGUUUCAAGUCAAGAACCCCCCAGCGGCCUACAUCCAAAAACUUAGGAGCUACCUGGAGACAGGUGGAGUCAGCAGAAAGGUGACAGCUGAUUGGAUGACAAACCUGGGGUUUAAGAGGCGAGUUCAGGAGUCCACACAGGUGCUUCGGGAGCUGGAGAUUUCACUGAGGACCAACCACAUUGGGUGGGUACAAGAGUUUCUGAAUGAAGAGAACCAGGGCCUGGAUGUGCUGCUGGAGUACUUGGCCUUCGCCCAGUGUUCAGUCGCGUAUGACAUGGAGAGCACAGACAAUGGGACCCCCAGCCCAGAGAAGAGCAAGCCUCUGGACCAGUCAGUUGAAGAUCUUGGCAAGGGUUCUCCGCCUUCUUCUUCCUCCUCCCUUUCCCAGGGCAAAGGCCGUCACCUGACUGUCAGAUGUCCCCCUUCUCCCCGACUAAAUCCAGCUCACAGCCGGAAGACCCUCAGGAACUCCCGUAUUGUCAGCCAGAAGGACGACGUACAUGUAUGCAUUAUGUGUCUCCGUGCAAUCAUGAAUUACCAGUCUGGCUUCAGCCUCGUCAUGAAUCAUCCAGCCUGCGUCAAUGAGAUUACCCUGAGCCUCAACAACAAGAGUCCGAGAACCAAGGCUCUAGUGCUGGAGCUACUGGCUGCUGUGUGUCUGGUGCGGGGAGGACAUGACAUCAUUUUGGCUGCCUUUGACAACUUUAAAGAGGUGUGUGGUGAGAAGAACAGGUUUGAGAGAUUGAUGGAGUAUUUCCGGAAUGAAGACAGCAACAUUGACUUCAUGGUGGCUUGCAUGCAGUUCAUCAACAUCGUGGUGCAUUCAGUGGAGAAUAUGAAUUUUCGAGUCUUCUUGCAGUAUGAGUUCACCCACCUGGGCCUGGAUGUUUACCUGGAGAGGCUUCGGCUUACAGAGAGUGACAAGCUCCAGGUGCAAAUUCAGGCGUAUCUGGAUAACGUUUUUGAUGUGGGCGCCCUUCUAGAAGACACAGAGACCAAGAAUGCUGUUCUGGAACACAUGGAGGAGCUUCAGGAGCAGGUGGCCUUGCUGACAGAGCGGCUCCGGGAGGCAGAGAACGAGUCCAUGGCCAAGAUAGCUGAGCUGGAGAAGCAGCUGAGCCAUACCCGAAAGGACUUGGAUAUACUCCGGGAACGCCACAGUGAGUGUGCCACCAUGGGGACCUCCCAGCUGCCUCCUGAACCCAAGAAGGUGCCCAUACUCACACCAGUCCCGGUCCAACCCUCUGCCCUGGAGCUUAAAUUGGAGGAGCUGGAAAAGAAAGGGUUAAUCCAAAUUCUAAGAGGACCUGGGGGAGACAUCACCAUUGAGAUCAUCCCGGUUGUUGUGGCAACUCCAUCUGACAUGAUGACGCCACCGACGACAUCGAUGACGGCCAGGGCUCCCGACUCUUCUGGCACAGAUCUCCCACCUCCAGCAACUCCUCCCGCUGCAUCUGUGGGUCCUCUGCCACCACCGCCACCUCCACCAUUGCCACCAUCUCCCCCAAGCCCUGGUGUCACUUCACCUCCCCAUCAGGAAACCCCACCUUCAGCACCUCCUCCACCUCCGCCCCUUCCUGGUAGCCUGGGGCUACCCCCUGCCCCACCGCUGCCUGGGACAUCCCCUGCCCCACCGCUGCCUGGGACAUCCCCUGCCCCACCACCUCCGCCACCCCCACCACCAGGGAUGAAUGGAACCGUGCCCCCUCCUCCUCCUGGAGGACUUCCUGGUGCCAUUGGGGGGCUCACUACUGCUCCAGAUAGUGCAGUGAAGGCCAAGAAACCAAUUCAGACCAAGUUCCGGAUGCCAGUGUUCAACUGGGUGGCCCUAAAGCCCAAUCAGAUCACGGGCACUGUCUUUACUGAGAUCAAUGAUGAGAAAGUCUUACAGGAACUGGAUAUGAGUGACUUUGAAGAACAGUUCAAGACCAAGUCUCAGGGUCCUUCUUUGGACUUGAACGCCCUAAAAGUGAAGACAACACAGAAGGCCCCCAGCAAGGUGACGCUCAUUGAGGCCAACCGGGCAAAGAAUCUGGCCAUCACCUUACGCAAGGGGAACCUGAGCACGGACCGGAUCUGCGAGGCCAUAGAGACGUAUGACCUGCAGGCCCUCAGCUUGGACUUCUUGGAGCUCCUCACUCGAUUCCUUCCCACCGAGUACGAGCUGAGCCUCAUCGGACGCUAUGAGAAGGAACAAAAGCCAGUGGAGGAGCUGUCAGAUGAGGACCGGUUCAUGCUGCGUUUCAGCCGGAUCCCUCGACUCUCUGAGAGAAUGGCCACUCUGGCCUUCCUGGGCAACUUCCCCGACACUGCACAAAUGCUCAUGCCGCAACUCAAUGCCAUUAUCGCCGCUUCGAUGUCCAUCAAAUCCUCUGACAAGCUCCGAAACAUCUUAGAGAUCGUCUUGGCCUUUGGGAAUUACAUGAACAGCAGUAAACGAGGGGCGGCCUAUGGUUUUAGACUACAAAGCCUUGAUGCACUGCUGGAGAUGAAGUCAACAGACCGGAAACAGACUCUACUGCACUACCUGGUGAAGGUGAUUGGAGAGAAGUACCCCAAACUCACCUGUUUCCAUGCUGACUUGCACUUUCUGGACAAGGCUGGGGCCGUGUCUCUAGACAGUGUCCUCCAGGACACCAGAGCUCUCCAGCGAGGCAUGGAGCUGACGAGGAGAGAGUUCAUGCGCCAAGAUGAUAAUCCUGUGUUGAAGGAAUUCUUGAAGGUCAACAGUCCAAGUAUGGAGAAGUUGCUGGCUGAUGGCAAGACAGCGCAGGAGGCAUAUGAAUCGGUGGUGGAAUAUUUCGGAGAGAAUCCCAAGACCACACCCCCAUCUACCUUCUUCCCUGUGUUCAGUCGCUUCGUCAAAGCAUAUAAGAAAGCAGAGCAGGAGAUUGAACAGUGGAAGAAACAGGAGGCCUCAGCCCAGGAGGCAGGAGCUCCCAUCCCAGGGGAAGGCCAACCUGCAGAGCCCAAGUCCCCUCCCAAGGCCCGGAGGCAGCAAAUGGACCUCAUUUCGGAGCUAAAGAGGAAGCAGCAGAAGGAGCCACUCAUCUAUGAGAGUGACCGUGACGGGGCCAUAGAGGACAUUAUCACUGAUCUUCGGAAUCAGCCAUACCGAAGGUCGGACACUGGCCGGCGGAGUGGCCGCCGAAAGCCCUCCGGCACUCCCCUGCAGGUGACCUCGGACAUCGCAGUGUAGCCCCUGGGCAGCGGCUCGGACCCCUCCCCUCCUCUCCUCCAGCACCAGUGGAGCCCUCGGGAGGUGAGGCCUCGAGGGCAGGGACAAAGCGCCUCAUGUAUGGGGUCAACAGAGAGUUCCCUUUCCCACCAUUUCGGAAAGUAGUGCGCCCGGCACCUUUGGGAAGGACAGUCACGAGGAAUGGGGAGAAAACGCUCGCUUUCCCGCUCUUGGGGGCACCCCCCCUUCGAUGCACUUCCUCUUCUUACUACAGAGGGGCAGCACAUCCGGGCCCUAGACCGUGACCCGGCCCAGCCCCACCCCCAAUGCCAGAUGUUGCCCCUCCUCUUUAACCUUUCAUCUUGUAAGCCACGUUCAGUUAUCAGACAUGUGAUUCCCGAGAAUUUAGGGAAUGCCCCCUACCCUUUGCCCUUGGCCUGGGGACUAGGGGAGGGAAAGGGGGGAGGGGAGAGGGAGAACCCCGGGGACUUAUUUUUAUACAAGGAACCAAUAAAUGGAUUUGGAAGAUA